Messenger RNA from Pipra filicauda (Wire-tailed manakin), 1146 nucleotides. It is a transcript of the gene DNASE1L3, whose product is annotated as deoxyribonuclease 1 like 3. Gene Ontology annotation, cellular component: nucleus. The transcript is spliced from 8 exons. The record is from RefSeq and is a predicted model, not a curated record. Gene Ontology annotation, molecular function: DNA nuclease activity. The coding region runs from base 22 to 942 and encodes 306 amino acids. NCBI's taxonomy places the organism in Eukaryota, Metazoa, Chordata, Aves, Passeriformes, Pipridae. Gene Ontology annotation, biological process: programmed cell death involved in cell development; apoptotic DNA fragmentation.
AUUUUGCCCAAGUCCCUCAAGAUGUUGCUCCUCUUCUUACUUUCACUCUUCAAUUUCAACCCAUCUCUGAGCCUAAAACUUUGCUCCUUCAAUGUGAGGUCUUUUGGAGAAACUAAAAUAGCCAGACCUGAAGUCGUUGAUGCCGUGGUAAAGAUCAUUUCUCGCUGUGACAUCAUGUUGCUGAUGGAAAUAAAGGACAACAAGAACCGUGUUUGUCCUCUCCUAGUGGAGAAGCUCACCAGUCAGCUGAAGGAGCCAAAGGAUGAAUACAGGUGCAUUACCAGCCAGAGGCUGGGAAGGAACAGCUACAAGGAGCAGUAUGCCUUCAUCUACAGGCAACAUCUGGUAUCGGUGAAACAAACCUACCAGUAUCCUGACACACAGCCUGGGGAUGAGGAUGUCUUCUCCAGGGAGCCCUUUGUCAUCUGGUUCCAGUCUCCAAAAACCGCUGUCAGUGAGUUUGCUAUAAUCCCUCUGCACACCACACCAGACACUGCAGUGCGGGAGAUUGAUGAGCUCUAUGAUGUGUAUUUAGAUGUCAAACAGCGCUGGAAAACCGAGAACUUCAUCUUCAUGGGAGACUUCAAUGCUGGAUGUAGCUAUGUUCCCCGAAAGCAGUGGAAGAACAUCCGGCUGAGGACUUACUCCGAAUUCAUCUGGCUAAUUGGUGACAAAAAUGACACGACGGUGAAGGGCAGCACGAGCUGCCCAUAUGACAGGAUCGUAGUCAGCGGACAGAAGCUCCUCCAGGCUGUCGUGCCACACUCUGCCAACAUCUUUGAUUUCCAGAAGGACUUUCAGAUGACUGAGGAGCAGGCACUGGGAGUGAGCGACCAUUUCCCAGUAGAGUUUGAGUUAAAAGCAAAAGGUGGCUUCUUCAACUGGCUGAGAUCAAAGUUUUCAAGGAAUAGGAGGCCAAGGAAGAGCCGCCAAUCAAGAUGAUGAUCAUGCUGAGUCCUCAUCCAUGGCAUGGAAAUACACGAAUGCCAACAGAUCUUGUGUAAAUAUACUCACAGCAAGUGGAACACCCCCCACCACCCCCAAAUAUUUUGUUAAAGUUCAAAUAUUUUGGGUGAGAAGGCAAAAUAAACCUUCAGGUUAUUUUCUUAUUUUCUGUAUGCAGAAAUAAACCAGCUAGAAGCAGCA